AUGUCAGAGCCAAGUGAGCUACUAGAGACUAACGACACAGCAUUCGCGGAUGUCAUCGCAAACGGAACAACCCUGGCCACAACUACAGCUUCACCAAAACAGCAAACAGAUAGCGGCUCAGUAACUACAGCGGCAAAAGUGCUGCUUGAUAAAACCACGGAAAAUCAAAUCACAACGAGUUUGGCAAAAACGACAGCCGCGCCGACAAUUUCUUCAACAACUACAGAAAUAUUAGCAAGCACAGAUAAGGCUCAAGAUGAUGGCUUUCGGGUGGUAAUAAUCGUAUGCAUCGCCGUCGGGGCCGCUCUUCUCAUCGCCAUCGCCUUGCUCAUCGUCGUCAUCCGCAAGAAGCGUAAACAAGGGGGAAAAUACAACCCAAAAGACUGCGAGAAGCAUGCCGGGGUAUCGAAUCAGUGGAAUCAUCAAAUUUUCGACCCGCCAUUGCCGGAACGUCUUAUCUAA
Messenger RNA from Oikopleura dioica, 462 nucleotides. NCBI's taxonomy places the organism in Eukaryota, Metazoa, Chordata, Appendicularia, Copelata, Oikopleuridae. The record is from the annotation of a GenBank genome assembly.